ACGCCUCACGGCUGCCGCAGCAACUCUCUCCCUCCCAAAGAGCAACACACAUCCACGCGAGACAUGAGACUACGCUAUAAAGCUCCCAGUGGCGGCGGGACCCUGGACAUCUCCGACGAUGCCGCGACGGUGGGGGACCUUCUCACGGCCAUUCGAGCUGCUACAGGUUACGUUGACGUCACAGUCAAGUACGGCUGGCCUCCCAAGGCGCUGACCGCGGAGCAGAGUGGCGAGUCUUGUCUGAGCCUAGGUUUGCAGAGGGAGAGUUUGACCGUCGUCCCGGCCGAGGGCGCAUCGGCGCCGGUUCCUUCUGCUUCGGUACAAACACCAAAUCCGGCAGGGACAAGUACACCAUCAGCCUCAGCACCAGGCGAAGCAAAGAAGGGAGGCGGGGGGGUGGAGGACCAAGGCGUGAGUGUCAAGAUACCAGAGAAUGGGUCAGAACUAGUGCUCCGGGUCAUGCCCGAUGACAAUAGCUGUCUCUUUACCGCUGUCGGUGGUGCCUUGCGCGGACUUCCACCCUCCUCCCCCAAGACAUACACGCCGGAGCUCCUGCGCCGCAUCGUAGUCGAGCACAUCCAGUCCAACCCAUCCAAAUACACGGCUGUAGUUCUCGAGGCGGAGCCGUCGGCAUACUGCGCGCGCAUGCUCAGGCCAGACACCUGGGGCGGCGCGAUCGAGCUGGGCAUAAUCUCGGAGGUCUUUGAGCUCGAGAUCUGCAGCGUCGACGUCAAAACGAACAACAUAUACCGGUACGGCGAGGGAAUGGGCUACCAGCAACGAUGCAUUCUUGUAUACAGCAACAUCCACUAUGACAGGAUAGCCGAGAGCCUAGUGCCUGGCUCCGCGGACGUUGACUUCGAGGUGGUACGUUGGGAUAUCGAGGGUAGCGAUGGAUAUCUGAUUAAGGCGCAAGAGCUGUGCCGGAUAUUGAGAGAAGAACACCAUUACUUUACAGACACGAGUGAGUUUGUGGUCACUUGUAAUGAGUGCGGCUGGGUAGGCCAGGGCGAGAAGCAGCUUGUGCAGCACUCAAGCCGCACGGGGCACACAGAUAUCUCGGAGAUCGCCGAUCAUGGGAUAUGAGUUGAUUGAAAAGUAUGUGCUACUGAGAAGCUCCAAGGUCCUUGCGCUCAAUUUUUGUGAGCAGCGGGAAUUACUCGAAUGGGGUUUUUCUUUUCGCUACCGGCAGCGCAGCGCUGAUUGGCAAUGACAGAAGCGCAUUUCAUGGAGCAGGG
Messenger RNA from Microdochium trichocladiopsis, 1238 nucleotides. RefSeq lists its product as uncharacterized. The coding region runs from base 64 to 1086 and encodes 340 amino acids. Gene Ontology annotation, molecular function: cysteine-type deubiquitinase activity. Gene Ontology annotation, biological process: endoplasmic reticulum unfolded protein response; protein deubiquitination. The transcript is spliced from 2 exons. NCBI's taxonomy places the organism in Eukaryota, Fungi, Ascomycota, Sordariomycetes, Xylariales, Microdochiaceae. Gene Ontology annotation, cellular component: cytosol; nucleus. The record is from RefSeq and is a predicted model, not a curated record.